UUGAGUUCGAGGUCGGUCAGCGCUCGAGCGCGACAGCAGCAGCGCCGAGCCUUGCCUGUCAGACGUGCACCGGCGCGCGCGCGCUCGGUGUCUGGCUUUUCUCUUCGCAAAGGGUGUCACAUUGAAAUGUUCUCACUCGCUUUCAUCGCUUUCUUGCGCGGCAACAUCUUUUUUUCCUUCUGAAGUGUACGCAGGCGGCGGUUCGCUUGCACCGGCGGGACGGAGUCGGCGACGCCGCGGCGCAACGAGCGCGGAGAGCGACGCGGCUUCGGCUUUAGUGUAACUGUCCAGGACACCGGGCGUUAUUCCUGCACGAGAGGGCUCCACUUUUGGAUGAGUUCGCAGCACAGUUUUUUUGUUGGAAAAACACCUGCGAAAUCUCCACUCCAGUAGUUUCCGCUCCAGGUUUCUCAGCUCGUCGCUCUCCUCCGGUGGAGAAUAACACCACCAGCCCGCAGUCGCGCCGAGCGGAUGCGUGCACUUCUGCGCGCUUUGUGCAGACUGUGGCGACGGCAAGAGAGCAAGCCCGCAACCCAACGGCAGAACACAAAGUGUUGAAGAAGCGUGCACUUCAUUUGGACACAGUCGCACCAACUUCUCGGUCGCUGCCUUGGACCGAGCCCCGCGCCCCACCUUGUGACGCUCGGGGCAACCCGCGGGACCAGGAUGCACAGCAGCUGAGGCGCACCAGCCCGGGGACUUUAGGCUGUUGCAAUCGGAUUGGACGCACCUCCGCCUCCGCGCGGGACCGGGACAUGAGCCGAACCAGGACGACAACUGACGGCGCGAUGCUGCUCGUGCUCCCGCUGCUGUGCCUGCUCUCCGGAGCCUGCCGGGCUGCGACCCUGGGCGGAGUGGAAGGCGAGUACAACCUGCAAGACGUCAUUCUGGAUCCCAAGAAGUUUGGCGGCGUGAGCAACUUCAGCACAUUUCUACUGGACCGCUCAUCAGGCAUGCUGUUCCUGGGGGCCAGGGAUGCCAUCGUGUCCGUGGACACCAAUCGACUGGACAAGCCCCCUCGCAAUAUUACUUGGGACGUACCGGAGGAGAAGAGAAGGUCAUGCGUGGCAAAGGGAAAGACAGAGGUGGACUGCCAUAACUACAUCCGCCUGCUGGAGUUCCUGGAGGAGGGACGCAUCUACGUGUGUGGCACCUAUGCCUUCGACCCCCAGUGUGCCUUCCUGGAGCUCUCCUCCUUCACCCUGGAGAAAACAGAGGACGGAGGAGUGAAGAUGGAGACGGGGAAGGGCAAGUGUCCCUUUGAGCCCAGUCAGCACUACACAGCUGUUAUGGCUGGUGGUACCCUAUACACCGCAGCCACCAGUAACUUCCUCGGAACGCUAUUCGACAUCUCCAGGGCAACAGGUCCUGAGCACGAGCGCAUCCGAACUGAACGAUCCAUCAAUUGGCUCAGUGACCCGGAGUUCGUGAGCUCAGCCUUCAUAGAGCAAUCUGCAGACAGCAACCCGACCGGGGAUGACGACAAGAUCUACUUCUUCUUUACUGAGGUUGCCAAAGAGUACGACCUCUACACCAAAGUCAAGGUUCCGAGGGUGGCACGUGUCUGCAAGUCUGAUGUGGGAGGGAUGAAGACUCUGCAGCGGCGUUGGACCACCUUCCUCAAGGCCCAGCUAGUGUGCGAGGACAAACCCAGCGGUCAGCGCUACAACAUCCUGACCGAUGUUUUCACCAUGCAGCACACACAGGGCGACCCCAGCAGCACACACUUCUAUGGACUUUUCACCUCCCAGUGGGAACGUGAGGAGUUGUCAGCGGUGUGUGUCUUCAGUUUGUCUGAGAUCAGCAAAGCGAUGGACGGCCCCUUUAAAGAGCUGAAGAAGACCUGCGAGACCUGGAUCAUGCCUGAACCUGUCCCCACUCCAAGGCCGGGCCAGUGUUUGAACCAUGCAUUGAAGGCUGAAGGAUUUGAGUCGUCCCUAAAACUCCCGGACAAGGUGCUGACGUUCGCGAGGGACCACCCUUUGAUGGAGAACAGUGUUGCUGCAGCACCCCUGCUGGUCCGCAAGGGGAUCAGAUACACCAGGCUGGCUGUUACCCGGACAGGCAGCGCAGUGGAACCCCGAGGCGUGGUGCUGCACAUCGGAACAGAUCGUGGGGAGCUCCACCAGGUGGAGGUAGUGGGCCAGAAUGCCACCUUACUGCAGGAGAUCCCUCUGUUCACCUCACACGAACCCAUUAACAAUAUACUACUACACAAGGGCCAGGCUCUGGUGGGCAGCCCUCUGUCUCUGGCUCGUAUCCAGGCCGAAGGUUGCGCUCUGUAUCCCAACUGUGAGGUGUGCGCCGGGGCCAGAGGACUGGGCUGUGUGUGGAGCACGAAGGAAGAAGCCUGCAGGGGCACAGCGGCAAAGCCUGGUCCAGAAGAUACGGUAGAGGAUGCCUUGAAGAAAUGUGAUAUAAAGGAAGGCCGUUGCUCCCCUUCCAUCAGGGAGCUGCAGGUUUCCAUUGGUCUGCGCCUCCUGUUGCCAUGCGUCCAGCUGUCUCCCAGGCCCUGUAGCUGGGAGCAUCCUCUCCACAGACACACCAGGCAACAUCACUCUGACCUGGAGGUGACUGUCACCGAAGAGACCCUGGGCAAAUACAUCUGCACAUGCCAGGAGGUGGGACCAGGUAUCAGAGACCACACCCCCUGUCGCAGGGCAGCCUAUCAGCUGACACUAAAAGGCCCCGUUGUUGGAGGAAAAGUGGCCACAGCCGGAGGUCGGCACGUCAUGGCUAUCUAUGUCCUUUUCUUCUGCGGGGGUCUCGUGUUGGGUGUGUUUCUCCUGUACUUCCUGACUCGGCGGCGCAUCACUAGCCGCCAGGGCCACCAGUUGCCGGACAAUUCGCUGUCUUCGGGGAAGGGGCGGGACUUACUCGGCUCCUCAGCCACUCCACAGUCCCCGAGCAGUGCCAGCUUGCUGUCUGAGGGAUUCAGGCUGACCGAAAAGCGAAAUGGGACAGCGACCACAACUACAACGACGACCCUCCUCAGCAACCAGGGUAAUGGCAGUCACCAUGGUAACAGUUACAGCGACAGCCUGAUCCACAGCAACUCAAACAAUGGCCACGGGAAUGCCUUGUAUGGCAACUCCACCACAAGUAGCAGUGGGCUGAAGUUUGCCUCCGAAAUUUUGGCGGCAGACCUGCUGGCUGGAAGGACAGAGGAGAGGGUGAGGUCCAAGGGGGGAGAGAGGGAGUCAGCGGAGGGGGACGAGGUUGACGAAGGGCUGGGUGAUGGGUUAGGAGAAGGAAUCAGAGGACUAGAGGAGGAGCUUGCCAGCUUCCCCAUGUUUAAAUCACCGGCACCACUGGCUCGAUGUGAAGAAAGUUCAAUAUGACAAGGUGAUAAAAAGCAAUUAUUACUGAUUACACCAUUAUGCAUCCUCCAAAUAAACUGAACACUGCUGGGAGAAAUGCAAAAUGGCUACUGCCAAAUGCUUUUGAAUGGGAGCCCUGGCAUGAAGAGAGACUACAGAGAUGUGAGAAAAUAUCUGGGAGUGUGGGAGAGACGAGAGAACUGUGAGAUAGAAGGUGCACUACAGUGUCGGCUGGCAUAGACUGCUUAUUGAGAAUAUGAGUAAAUGUAUCGGAUGUAAAUAAAACUGUAAAUAUAAGCAGUCGGAGGUUGACCUGUGGACAUCAAUUCAGAUGUCACAAAGAAUCAAGGAUGAAAUGUCCACACGUGUGACCAAAAGCCAUACUGUCUUUCCCCUCGGCGUCUGUUGUCGUUUGCUCUCUCGUAAUUGGCACUUUGAAUCUUUCAGCACCUCGGUCCGUCUCUCUGUAUUUCUAUUACUCUCUCUGACACGGCGCUCAGAUCCCAGACCCCCAGGGGUCCAAAGGCACCAAAGGACUGCAGAGCCCCAGACUGCCCAGUCCGGGGCUUCAGACAAAGAGACGUCCCUCUCAGAGGCUAAAGAAGCAUAACUUCAGUGACCACGAGCCGGGCGUGCUCCUGCAUGAACUGCCACAGCCGUCAAGAGGAAACUGGCGGCCGCCCAGAUGUGUCGCUGUCGAUGAGACAGUAGGAUGUGAAAUGCAUUCGCAGAAAGGACCUCGCCAGACACAACCACCUUGUUUGUGAGCGUGGAUUUCAACUUAAAAAAAUUAUUGUUUUUGUCAUGUUUGUUUUGUAAUAAAGCCUAAAAAAAACCCA
Scophthalmus maximus (turbot) is the source of this 4159-nucleotide messenger RNA. RefSeq names its product sema domain, immunoglobulin domain (Ig), transmembrane domain (TM) and short cytoplasmic domain, (semaphorin) 4F (gene sema4f). The record is from RefSeq and is a predicted model, not a curated record. Lineage: Eukaryota; Metazoa; Chordata; Actinopteri; Pleuronectiformes; Scophthalmidae. Gene Ontology annotation, biological process: neural crest cell migration; semaphorin-plexin signaling pathway; positive regulation of cell migration. The coding region runs from base 756 to 3341 and encodes 861 amino acids. Gene Ontology annotation, molecular function: chemorepellent activity; semaphorin receptor binding. The transcript is spliced from 15 exons.